Pyrenophora tritici-repentis Pt-1C-BFP is the source of this 1128-nucleotide messenger RNA. The record is from RefSeq and is a predicted model, not a curated record. Lineage: Eukaryota; Fungi; Ascomycota; Dothideomycetes; Pleosporales; Pleosporaceae.
AUGCGUGUCGCAUAUCAUUUCUACCUGCUCUUCUUGCCCCUCGUUAUCAUUAGCCAGCACGACAUCUCCUCAAACAACGCGGAUGAGAAGCUAAUGUUCGAGAACAAUGAGGCUGCGGAAGCCGCCAUGCAAGAGCGCGAGACAAAGUGGUCAGGAGUAAAGGACGACGACACCAUUCCCAAGAACGAUGAGGAGCGCCGCUAUUGGGUCACCCGCCUCCUUCUCGCCAUGAAAAACCGCAUCAAUGUGAUGGAUCGAAAUCCGAAAAAGCGCUGGCACCCAGAGAGGGGCUUUCACUACCCCGCAGAUCAGAUGGAGAGCGUGUGCUGGAGAGCUGUCGACGCUGCUGAGCAUCUACAUAAAUGCGGCUUGAACAGCUUCCCCAUCUACGACCAGGUGGUGAUUGGAAAGAUCCUCUGCGAGCAAAACCUCACGUUUGUGCAGCGCAUGCGCGCAUUGAUCAAGCUGUUGUAUUUCUUCAAGUCGCGAUGCGAUGCUUUCAUGAAGGGCGUGGGCAACGAGGACACUAUCGCCAACCCGCAGUAUAAGCUGAAACAGUCGGUCGAGAACCGCCUGCUGAAUGAUGCCCGCGCCAUUGAAAAGGCUACGAAUCGAGAGAUGCGUGGCAUAGUCACCAAGAAAGGGCGCACGAACAAGACUCCGGCUAUGGUUGUUGAAGAAGGCCACGAGGACGUGGAGGUGGGAGAUGGAGAUACCGAGACUGAUAGCAACGCCCAGAAUUCAGGUGCCCACUUGAUCGCAUCUCGCAAGCGUUCUCCUACACCUGACAACUGUAUGUCUCUAUCAAGCCAUGCCGAGGAUGUUGAUGUUCAUCAAUCCCUUCGUUCAUAUGCCACCAAGUCACCCGAAAAUGCUAUUCAAACAACGUCUGAUCGGGACAACAUCGUCGCCAAUGACAACGCGAGCGAAAAUUCACUCAACGAGUCAAUGAUGCUAUCAGAAGAUGACUGGGACCCGUACGCGAUUGACGACGUCGACAACACACACGCAACUGCACCCCAUCCAGCUCUUAAUAACACCACCUCCGUUGACAACAAGCGCAAUGUAUCUCCUGGAGCCCCAGAUUUGGUUGCAAAGCGUCCGUGCAACUGUACCAAACAGAAGUAA